This is a messenger RNA of Candoia aspera, 1196 nucleotides long. It is a transcript of the gene GCSH, whose product is annotated as glycine cleavage system protein H. Lineage: Eukaryota; Metazoa; Chordata; Lepidosauria; Squamata; Candoiidae. Bases 16 to 564 code for a protein of 182 amino acids. Gene Ontology annotation, cellular component: glycine cleavage complex; mitochondrion; cytoplasm. The record is from RefSeq and is a predicted model, not a curated record. Gene Ontology annotation, biological process: glycine decarboxylation via glycine cleavage system; protein lipoylation. The transcript is spliced from 5 exons.
CGGAGCGGCCCCGCGAUGGCAGUGACGGCGACGGCGGCGGCUUGGCGAGCGCUGCGGAGGGUCGGGCUUGGCGCGGCGGCCGGGCCGCGAUGUUCCUUCCGGCCCGGCGGUUCCCCGCUCGCUUGGCCUAGUAGCUGCGGCGGCGCCCCGGCCCGGCGGCUCAGCACGAGCCCUGCGUUGCUGCUCGCCGCUCGUCGGUUCACAGACAAGCAUGAAUGGGUAUCCGUUGAAAAUGGUAUUGGAACCAUAGGAAUUAGCAACUUUGCACAGGAAGCACUGGGAGAUGUUGUUUAUUGCAGUCUUCCAGAAAUUGGGACAAAGCUGAACAAACAGGAUGAAUUUGGGGCCUUGGAAAGUGUGAAGGCUGCUAGCGAAGUUUACUCCCCCAUCACGGGAGAAGUCACAGAAAUUAACACCGCCCUUGCUGAUAACCCUGGGCUUGUCAACAAAUCUUGUUACCAAGAUGGUUGGCUUAUCAAGAUGACCGUGGAUAAUCCUUCUGAACUCGAAGACCUCUUGAGUGAAGACGCGUAUGAAAAAUACAUCAAAUCCAUUGAGGAGUAGCUAGAAGGGGCCAAGCUGAGCCAGUACCAACUGCUUUCUUCGAUGUAGAUUGUCCUAAAUUAGUGGCACAAAGAGAAGUUGGCGCAGCAGCUGGUGGAGGAAGUCCUCAAGGAGAAGAGCACUGCCUUUCUUCAAGUUGCUAAGCAUUGCCCACAAAUGUCUGUAAAUCAAAACAUUUGUAGCUUCUCUUACUAGGCAGCGUUAUAAGUAGUUUCAACUUUUCUCUCUCCCCCCCCGCCACCCAUCCUAAUGAAUCCCAUGAGGUCGAAGUUUGAAGUCCAUCAUUCCUUCUGGGGUAGAAUGACCUUUGUUCCUAAAAUGAACCCGGUCUGUUGCUAAUGAUAGGCGUGGAAAACGAUGCAACGGCCUUAAUUCCACCUUUUUAUUUGUACAGAUUUUCCUCCCUUUCCACCAUUCUUCCCAGGGCAUCUGUUUUCAGUCAGUUUUUGGUCAUCCAAAAGCUGUGUGCUGCCUUUGGUAUUAGUGAAAGUCCUCAGAGAGAGUAGAGCAGGACUGGAUUUCAUGGUUCGAAGUGCAAGUGCCGGGCUGGAGGCGUGGAGGUCUUCUCCAGCUAAAGCUUUCUGCCUUGCAGCAGAUAAGAUAACGGAAGUUAAUAAAAAAUCCUGACUUUA